Messenger RNA from Ostrinia nubilalis (European corn borer), 5566 nucleotides. RefSeq names its product protein zer-1 homolog. Gene Ontology annotation, cellular component: Cul2-RING ubiquitin ligase complex. The record is from RefSeq and is a predicted model, not a curated record. Gene Ontology annotation, molecular function: protein binding. NCBI's taxonomy places the organism in Eukaryota, Metazoa, Arthropoda, Insecta, Lepidoptera, Crambidae. The transcript is spliced from 8 exons. The coding region runs from base 226 to 2505 and encodes 759 amino acids.
GCGAAGAAGUGUAGGCAGCUAUCAGCACAAUUUUCGAUAAUAAUUCCGGAAUAUUAUAAUUUCGAAGUGUGCAACUACUCUAGCAAAUGCGUAAAAGUGAUAUAAGUGCAGUGAAAACAGUAGAGGCAAAAUGUGAAAAGUGAAGUGAAAGAAAUGUUAUAAUUUGAUACCUUUCUAUUUUCUACCUACAUCUUGAGCAACAAGAGAUUAUUAUACCCGCUUACAAUGCCGCUCGAUCAGGAUAUCUCGCUGUACGAAAGCACUCCCGACUCAUUAUUCGACAUAUGCAUGGAUUUCAUCGUCGACAACUUGAAUACUAUGACAAAAUUAGAUCCUCCCAGCCGAUGGCGUAAACUGAAAGACGAUGUCAUAUUGCCAGCUGAGAUCUGCGAACGGUUCCUGAGCGCGUACCAGGCCACCAACCGGGUGAACGACAACAUCGCGAACCUGUUCCGCGACCGCUCCAGCACGCGCCUGCAGAGCGUGCGCCUGCGCAACUCGCGCAUCACCGACGAGGGCCUCAAGUGCCUGCUGGAGCACAAGCCCUACGAGGUGGAGCUCGUCCAGUGCGAAUAUCUCGCCCAAGGCUCUCUAGACAUCAUAAACAGUAACAGCGAAAAUCUUAUCUCUCUUAAAUUUGGACCGUUGACUACUAUUAUUUCACACGAUGAAAAUAUAUACAGACAGAGGGGCUAUAUAAUCAACGCACCCAAACUGAGGAGGCUGACGAUCCACUGCAGGAACCUGCCAAUAUUCCCGUUGCUGCUUCUGAAACCUCUGGCUUGUCUCACACACUUGGACUUGUCAGAGUGUUCUUCUUUGGGCUCUAUUUGGGCUCUCAGUGAAUUAAACAACUUAAUUUCCCUCAUCUUGUACAGUGUACAUUGGUCAAAAGAUAUCAUUGACUGGAUUACCACAUUAACAUCUCUGCGGCACCUUGAUAUAUCUCAAUCAUUUGAGAGACUGUGCAAGUAUCUGAAUCCAAAUGAUGUUUUGUCCAGGAUUGUGACAAGCUUGCCACACCUGGAGUCUUUGGAUAUUUCUGGAACUAACUUGGCUGGCUCCGGAGCUGCUACAGUAAUGACUGGAUCAAAUUCACAACAGCAAGUGCGUUGUGAUAUACCUGGUCUAGUGAGCCGUGUUGACCGUCCUUUGGAAUUCCUGGGCUUGUAUGGUACUCAACAUGGUGCUUGUAAACGACAUGACAUACCCGCCAAAAUGAUAUCUGGUGAUGCCAAUGAAGAACAAAUACUCAUAGCAGCUAUGGCAUACAUGGAGAGGCCAGCUAUGCUGACGCAUGCUCUCAACGACUUGUAUUACUUAUUCCGCUAUGAAAACAAUGCUUAUGUUGGAAGGGCAUUGUCCGUUGUACUCCUGGCUAUGGAUCGCCAUGUCUCAGAAAAGCACAUUCAAAUUUCUGGAAGUGCUACCUUAUUCUACAUUGUGAAAGGAAAAGAGAGGGAACGUAUUGGUAUUAAAUUGAAGAGGCGAAUAAUAACAGCUUUGCUUGAUGGCAUGGAGGCUCAUCUUGGUGACGACACAAUGAUGAGAAACGGAUGUCUUACACUUUGCCAAUUUAAAAUUCCCACUGAUGUGCUCUUUGAAUAUGAGCGGGUAGUGCAGAUAUUGCUGAAUGGGGUAUCUGAUGUCAAUCAAGAAGGGUUUGUGCAGCGAAUUGCCAUUUAUUUGCUGAACUCACUGGCCUGCCAAGUCGACGGAAAGCAGAAGCGAUUCUUAGGAAAUCAUGGAGCUAUAAGUAAGAUGCUGAAUCUGAUCUCCGACCGGCUGGAGCGUCGCGUGUGUGACGACGUGCUGGAGGUGGCCUGGUCCACCAUGUGGAACGUCACGGACGAGACGCCGCAGAACUGCCAGCGGUUCCUGGAGAACCGCGGCAUGGAGUACUUCCUUGCCUGCCUCAAGAGUUUCCCCGACAAAGAAGAAUUGCUUCGCAACAUGAUGGGGUUGUUGGGCAACGUCGCUGAGGUGGCCGAGCUGCGGCCGCAUCUCAUGAACAAGCUCUUCCUCACUGUGUUCUACGACUUAUUGAACUCCUCCAGUGAUGGAAUUGAGGUGAGCUACAACGCGGCUGGCGUGCUAGCUCACAUGGCAUCCGACGGUCCGCGGGCUUGGACAGUGGACGAGCCGUCGCGCGACGCGGUUCUGGCGCGCGUCGCCGCCGCCGUGGACCGCUGGGACCUCAAGUCCGAGAGGAACAUCAACUACCGCUCCUUCGAGCCAAUCCUGAGCCUGCUGCACGCGCACCACACCCCGCAGUGCCAGCACUGGGCGGUCUGGGCCUUGGCCAACUUGACCACGGUCUACCCCGACAAGUACUGCAGCCUCAUGGAGUCGGAGGGCGGGCUGAAGCUCCUCAGCGAUCUGCUGGUCCACCCGUCCCCGUACAAGCUCAUAAAGGACCUGGCUCGCACCGUCAUCGCCAACUGCGCGCAGUUCGCCGCACGCUCGGACGCCGGCCCUCCGUCCCCCGGGGCUAUGGACAACUAACUAAUGGAGUACUUCGAGGAUAUCUAUCCUCUGAUGCGCGAAUAACUGCAGUGUAUCAGGCUCUUCACAUACGCCAUCACCAUCAUGUGCAUCGGACUCACCGCCGCGAUGUUCUACCUUAUCAUGUACGUGUAGUGAAAAGUCUGAGCGGUUACGCAUCAAGGACAAUGUGAGUACAAACGUUUUACGAAGUGCACUCGCGAACUAUGUAACUGUUAUGGUACAAUAAGCCAAGGUAAGGGUUAAUAUUUUCCCGACGACUCAAAAUUAUAGCAACUAUUUGCAGGUAAUAAAAUAACUAGGAUUGUAUCUAAUUAUUUCGGCGACAGUUUAAUUAGCCUCGAAACUGGGCUAUUUUAAAAUUUUUAAUGACGGUGACUUUAUUAUUAAGAUGCCUUCAUGUUUUAAAUAUUUCUUCACAUUCGAAAGAGAUUAUACAUGUUUUUUGGAUGUCUAUUUAAUUGAAAAUUUAACUCAUUUAUUUGGUAGCUACUUUUAUUUUUUGUCAAUACUACAUGAAAGCAGCUUAAUUAUUUAAUUAUUAUUUGUAUAUCCCGUAUGAUUAUUUUGUCGCCGGGUUAAAUACAUGCCUAAGAUAAGUAUUCAAAUUAUUAUUAGACCUUAUCAAUAGUCGCUCGUCACGAAACGGUGUGGACAUUGAUGUAUUUUUGAACGUUUUCGUUACACGAGAACGUUUUUGAGAUUUCAAUUAAAUUAUACACUUCAAUUAUAUACUAUUGAUCAAUUCUGAUUAUUCGUACGUGUUAGUGAGUAAGCUGUUUUAAUCUCUAGUGAUUUAUGUGAUGAUCGCGACUAUGUACAGUCGCCGAGGGAUGUGCAGUUGGAACCGCUCCAAGGCAGCUAGUUUUAGAUUCGAGUGUUUCGAUGGACACACCGUUUCUGCAAAAGCAGCUCGAACUUUAUGUAUUCCGUCUAAAAGAUUUAUGGAAUUUAACUCUUGUCGAGCUUAAACAUUUUACUGUCGCCAUUGACAUUUCGAGCUAGUCAGCGCAUUUUAAACUAACGACUGACAACUGACCGUAGCCGAGUACACUGUGAGAGGCACACAACUCACCGUCUCAAGUCGUACGUUUAAAAGCGUGCACUAAUAGUAAAUCAAUCAUCUGUCUACAAAACUGUUUCAGGAUUUCACCUAAGUAGGUAUAUUAUAUUCAAAUAUCGGUGUUAGUAAUAAAUAAAUAGUGUGAGAUAACGAUAAUAUUAUGAUGAUGGAUCUAUGGACAGGGGAAUUAUUUGCUUUAAUCGUAAAAUGAUCUGUUUAACAUAGAUUAUGUAUUUUUGAUUGACACUAUUAUACUUAUUUAUAUUUUUAACAAAAUUAAGUAAUAUUAAUCUUGGUUAAAAAUAAGUUGCAUAAUUUUAUUGAUGAAUACAGCUUUAGUUCAUACUGUAUUACUCAGUUAAAACUUUAAUAUAUUUUGUUGCAGCUAUUUAACUUGUGUAUUAAAGUCUAUAUUAUUUGCUUGUAGAAAGUUUUUGUAGUAUAAUAUAUUCCUAGUUCGUAUUUUAUAGACAUAAUUAUACGUAGAUGUAACGUAAAAUUGUAAUAAUAUCUUCAAGCAAACUGUGGCAAAAUGAUGUCCUUCAAAUCAAUACAAAAAUACUACAAAUAAGUGGCCACUCGAAGUAGCAAGUCGAUUUUAUUGAGACUAAGGUAAAACAAUAAUCUAUCCGUAUUUUGUAAAUAAUAUUUUCAUGAGUGUUUCUAGUAAACGACUUAUACACUUAGAAUUAGAAAUAAGUAUAUUGCAAAAUUUUUAAUUAUGAAAUCAAUAGGAAACCCGAGGGGAUAGGCAGCUUGUUACAGCACAAGCCAGGUUGGUUGAUAAGGUCUGUUGGAACGAAAACACACUGGUAUAGGUAUUGGAUCUGUAUAACUCGAGUCUAUGUUGUGUUGGCUUUUGAUCAUUGUUGCUGUGACAAACUGACACCUCUGGUGGAGAUAUUGCCAGUAAGUUUAAGGUUGAUGUCAUUUUAAUGUUGUUUAACGGAUACAUAAAAAACACUUAAAUGAAAAAAAAAUAUAUUUGUAUGGAUAUGUGUCUAUCUAUACUCUAUGAAUGUUCAGAGAGUACCCCGCUCAAUAAUUCCUGGGGUGUAUUAUAAGUUCUAUGCCGAGGCGGGGGUCCGGGACGCGAGCUCGCAAGGUGAGCUCACUUCUGUAGCUCACCUAUUUAAAAUAUAUUCAAUGUUACUCCUAUAUUAAAAUGCGCAGUAUUGGAAAAUCGUGUCAUUUUAGAUUAAGCACUUUUGAAGUGAGUAUACUAUGACGAUAAAUCGAUGUGUAUUAUGUGUCUAUAGCAUAGUUUACGUUCUCAAUAUACCUACAAGAAUACAAACAUACUAAUGAAUGUUUACUUUAAAAUGCAAAUAAAUGUUGUAGAUUUAAUCAUUGUCAAUUUUCUUGACUAAAUAUCACGUAGUUGUUUCAAUAAUUAACAAUUUGCAGUUUUGUCUUUUCUGGAAUAAACAUAUGUGUCCUAAUAUUACAUAACUAAUCAAAUGAUAACAUUCGUCUGGCACUCUGUAUAUUUUGUUGUGAAUCCAUCCACGUUGUAUAGUUCAGAGUUAUUUAUUUUACUAGCUGUGACUAUCAAUAUAUUUUCUACAUAUGCAGUGUUUUUCGUCCAGUAGUUUUGUUUAUUGAAUUGAAACACAUGUUAUAAACUAUUCAUAACUUUAUAUGACAUUGUAUCUUUAUACAAUAUGCGGUCGUCUGUAAGGUAUAUUUGGCAAGAGAGCUGUAAUUGAUACGUGUAAACUGUAACGCCACAGGCGUUGACCUAUGUACCUUAUUCGUACUACAUAAACUCUUCAAAGCAAAACAGAUCAUAACGUUCGCCAUAAUAUGGUCAGGCUAGCUCUACGGUCCAUUAUGCCGUACAGACAAACGCAUAUUGAAUGUUUGUGUUUUUGUUAUAAAAUUACAUUUAUUUACAAAUUAAAAUAUGUUGAAAUAUAUUAAUUCUAGAAGCCUUACCUCUUUAAACAAAAUUAAACGUUUUAGUAAUUAAUAUGUUAUCAAUAAAUAAUGCAUGAA